GCUACAUAGGGGCGCCAAGCCCAGUCUAGAGGUGCGGGCUGUGUGUCCUGGCGGUUCUGCAGCUGCAGGCAUGGCCUCUCCAGGGGCCCCAGCACCCCCGCCCGAGAUACCAGAGCAGAACUGCUGGUACCGUGAGGUCCAGUACUGGGACCAGCGCUACCGGAAUGCGGCUGACUCUGCCCCUUACGAGUGGUUCGGGGACUUCUCCUCCUUCCGUGCACUCCUAGAGCCGGAGCUGCGGCCCGAAGACCGUAUCCUCGUGCUAGGCUGUGGGAACAGUGCCCUGAGCUAUGAGCUGUUUCUUGGAGGCUUCCCUGAUGUGACCAGUGUGGACUACUCAUCAGUGGUGGUGGCUGCUAUGCGGGCUCGCUAUGCCCAUGUGCCCAACCUGCGCUGGGAGACCAUGGAUGUGCGGGCCUUGGACUUCCCCAGUGGCUCCUUCGAUGUGGUGCUUGAGAAGGGCACACUGGAUGCCCUGUUAGCUGGAGAACGAGAUCCCUGGACUGUGUCUUCUGAAGGUGUCCACACUGUGGACCAGGUGCUGAGUGAGGUGGGAUUCCAGAAGAGGACAAGAGACCUCUUGGGCUCUCACACCCAACUGGAGCUGGUCUUAGCAGCUGUCUCUCUACUGCUGGGUGCACUGCUUCUGGGCUGCUUCGUGGCCCUGGGGGUCCAGUACCACAGAGACCCAUCCCACAGCACCUGCCUCACAGAGGCUUGCAUUCGAGUGGCUGGAAAAAUCCUGGAGUCUCUGGACCGUAGUGUGAGUCCCUGUGAGGACUUUUACCAGUUUUCCUGUGGAGGCUGGAUUCAGAGAAAUCCCCUGCCCGAUGGGCGUUCUCGCUGGAACACCUUCAACAGCCUCUGGGACCAGAACCAGGCCAUACUGAAACACCUGCUUGAAAACACCACCUUCAACUCAAGCAGCGAAGCGGAGCGGAAGACACAGCGCUUCUACCUAUCCUGUCUGCAGGUGGAGCGCAUUGAGGAGCUGGGAGCCCAGCCGCUGCGAGACCUCAUUGACAAGAUUGGUGGUUGGAACAUCACGGGGUCCUGGGAGCAGGAUAACUUCAUGGAAGUGCUGAAGGCAGUAGCAGGGACCUACAGAGCCACCCCCUUCUUCACUGUCUAUGUCAGUGCCGACUCCAAGAGUUCUAACAGCAAUGUUAUCCAGGUGGACCAGUCUGGGCUCUUUCUCCCCUCUCGAGAUUACUACCUAAACAGGACCGCCAAUGAGAAAGUGCUUACUGCCUACCUGGACUACAUGGAGGAGCUGGGGAUGCUGCUGGGUGGACGGCCAGCCUCUACACGGGAGCAGAUGCGACAGGUGCUGGAGCUGGAGAUUCAACUGGCCAACAUCACAGUACCCCAGGACCAGCGGCGGGAUGAGGAGAAGAUCUAUCAUAAGAUGAGCAUUGCGGAGCUGCAGGCCCUGGCACCCUCCAUGGACUGGCUGGAGUUUCUAUCUUUCUUGCUGUCACCGCUGGAGCUGAGUGACUCUGAGCCCGUGGUGGUGUAUGGGAAGGAUUAUUUGCAGCAGGUGUCAGAGCUCAUCAACCACACAGAGCCAAGUGUCCUGAACAAUUACCUGAUUUGGAACCUGGUGCAGAAGACAACCUCGAGCCUGGACCACCGCUUUGAGUCUGCACAAGAGAAGCUGCUGGAGACCCUCUAUGGCACCAAGAAGUCCUGCACGCCAAGGUGGCAGACCUGUAUCUCCAACACGGAUGACGCACUUGGCUUCGCUUUGGGCUCCCUCUUUGUGAAGGCCACAUUUGACCGGCAAAGCAAGGAAAUUGCUGAGGGGAUGAUCAGCGAGAUCCGGAGUGCCUUCGAGGAGGCCCUGGGGCAGCUGGUUUGGAUGGAUGAGAAAACCCGCCGGGCAGCCAAGGAGAAAGCAGAUGCCAUCUAUGAUAUGAUUGGUUUCCCGGACUUCAUCCUGGAGCCCAAAGAGCUGGAUGAUGUUUAUGACGGGUAUGAAGUCUCUGAAGAUUCCUUUUUCCAGAACAUGUUGAAUUUGUACAAUUUCUCUGCUAAGGUGAUGGCUGACCAGCUCCGCAAGCCUCCCAGCCGGGACCAGUGGAGCAUGACGCCCCAGACGGUGAAUGCCUACUACCUUCCAACCAAGAAUGAGAUCGUCUUCCCCGCUGGCAUCCUGCAGGCCCCCUUCUACACCCGGAACCACCCCAAGGCCCUGAACUUUGGUGGCAUCGGCGUGGUGAUGGGCCAUGAGUUGACACAUGCCUUUGAUGACCAAGGGCGCGAAUAUGACAAGGAAGGGAACCUGCGGCCCUGGUGGCAGAAUGAGUCACUGGCAGCCUUCCGGAAUCACACGGCUUGCAUGGAGGAGCAGUACAGCCAGUACCAGGUCAAUGGGGAGAGGCUCAACGGCCGCCAGACGCUGGGGGAGAACAUCGCUGACAACGGGGGACUUAAGGCUGCCUAUAACGCUUACAAAGCGUGGCUGAGAAAGCACGGGGAGGAGCAGCAGUUGCCGGCUGUGGGGCUCACCAAUCACCAGCUCUUCUUUGUGGGAUUUGCCCAGGUGUGGUGCUCAGUCCGCACACCCGAGAGCUCUCACGAGGGGCUGGUGACCGACCCCCACAGCCCUGCCCGCUUCCGCGUGCUGGGUACUCUCUCCAACUCCCGUGACUUCCUGUGGCACUUCGGCUGCCCUGUCGGCUCUCCCAUGAACCCAGGGCAGCUGUGUGAGGUGUGGUAGACGUGGGACUGGGGAGAAUUGGCUGGCUGUUGCCAGGGCCUGGGGCAGCUCGCCGGGCAAGGAUGUUCGCUCCAGGUUUAGAGAGGUCAAAUGCCAGCUCCUCACCACAGGUGACGUGAGUCCCGGUCCUCCCUCAAACACCACAUUGUGCCUCUGCUUUGGGGGUACCCCUGCCUCCAGCGGAGCCCCCACCAUUCACUGUGACAUCCUUCCAUGUCACCCUGCCUGGAAGAGGCCUGGGUGGGGGGCACCAGUUCCCGCAGGAAGGAGUCUGCCUCUUCUGGUCCUAAGAUCACUUGACUUGGUGGCCUUGGGACCUGCUGUGCCUGCUGUACUCUGACCACACAGGGUCUGGGGUGCUGUGCCUCCCAUGCUUCUCCCAGAGGCUCACUCAGUGUCCACUUGGGAGUGGAUUCAGCUCCUUUCAGCUCCCCCUCAGGGGCUGCCCCCCACCCCAUGUUCCUCAUGCUGCUGCUCCCAAUACUCCUGCCAACCCUCAUUGACAGACCAACUGUACUCAGCUCUUAGUGGAAGCCUGAGGGCCUUUACAAGCCCUCCUGCUGCAUCCUGGUUUCCCUGGGCUCAGGGGACGUAUGUGUGGUGUGUAUGUAUAGGGGAUGCUGGUUCCUGUGUCUUGGGGCACAAGUCUUAGGGGAUGACUAUCUUCCCUGGCCCAAGCAGAAAAGCAGAUAGAACAGGGAGAGAGAAA
This is a messenger RNA of Prionailurus viverrinus (fishing cat), 3431 nucleotides long. Its product is annotated as EEF1AKMT4-ECE2 readthrough transcript protein. The coding region runs from base 71 to 2722 and encodes 883 amino acids. Gene Ontology annotation, molecular function: metalloendopeptidase activity; S-adenosylmethionine-dependent methyltransferase activity. Gene Ontology annotation, biological process: protein processing. The record is from RefSeq and is a predicted model, not a curated record. The transcript has 19 exons. Lineage: Eukaryota; Metazoa; Chordata; Mammalia; Carnivora; Felidae. Gene Ontology annotation, cellular component: plasma membrane.